Messenger RNA from Aspergillus saccharolyticus JOP 1030-1, 942 nucleotides. RefSeq lists its product as uncharacterized. Bases 1 to 942 code for a protein of 313 amino acids. The transcript is spliced from 7 exons. NCBI's taxonomy places the organism in Eukaryota, Fungi, Ascomycota, Eurotiomycetes, Eurotiales, Aspergillaceae. The record is from RefSeq and is a predicted model, not a curated record.
AUGACUGAGCAUGUCGCCGACGUCCCGGACAGAGGCCCGCUGUUCGUCCGGGUGACCGCGGCUCUGACUGCUAUUGCGUGUAUUUUGGUCGUUCAUCGAGUUGUCUGGAAAGUGUACAGAAGAACCCCUAUCUCGGCAGACGAUGCAAUCAUUCAGAGUUCAAUGGUCAUUCAAAUUGUGAAUACCGUCAUAGGCGACUUGGCCUGUCACUAUGCCUUUGGUCGUCAUCGAGCCGAUGUCGUACGGUCCGGGGGCAACAUUGUCCUAGCGCUGAAGUAUUUCUCGCUUUUCCAAAUCCUCUACAAAACCGUUCUCUGCCUCAACAAGCUUAGCUUCCUCACUUUCUACCUACGAAUCUUUCCCACUCGACCAUUCCGCCUCGUCUGCUGGGUGACCAUUGGCCUCGUCAUUGCAAGCACCUUUGGAUUUGUGCUAGCGACCAUCUUCCAGUGCAUUCCUAAAUGUGUCGAUAAUACUAGCUUUCGGUGGUCAUGGGCCGGCUACAACACUGCGAUGGAUAUCUGGGUCUGCCUCAUGCCGCUGCCAGUGCUCGCUCAGCUUCACCUGGACCGGAUUCGCAAGGUUGGCGUGAUGCUGGCCAGCACCACCAUUCAUGACCCGACCUGGGGGUCCUUUGACGCUUUGCUGUGGAGUGCGAUCGAAGCCAGUACGGGCAUUAUCUGUGCCUGCCUGCCCUUCUUGAAGCAUUCCGCACAGAAGUUGGUCCCCAGUUGGUUCGUUUCUCUGUCCAAUGGAUCCCGCAAGUCACAUAGCCGAACUACCCGAACCAGGACUGGACGCAGCUAUCGCAUGAGCUGGCGAAGAGAGAGACAUGAGCCAGAGGCCGAUGCGGGGAGCAUCGGGAGCCAGGGGGCGAUUGCCAAAGGCCAGAUCAUUCUGACCACCGAUAUUGCCAUGCAUAGUGAGCCGGCAGAGAGAUGA